Anoplophora glabripennis (Asian longhorned beetle) is the source of this 1764-nucleotide messenger RNA. RefSeq lists its product as uncharacterized. The record is from RefSeq and is a predicted model, not a curated record. The coding region runs from base 31 to 1539 and encodes 502 amino acids. NCBI's taxonomy places the organism in Eukaryota, Metazoa, Arthropoda, Insecta, Coleoptera, Cerambycidae. The transcript is spliced from 2 exons.
AUAUAGUGUUCUUUAUAAUAUAAUAAUUAGAUGGAAAGGAUGAAAAUUCCUUUAGUACUGUCGGGACUUCUGAUGUUGACGACAUUAACGUACUGUCAAGAAAAAUGUCGGAAAGAAGGAAAGAAAACAUGGUACUACGUUCACAGAGCAAAUAUUAGAAUUCCAACCUAUUAUUGUUUUCACAAUCCUGAGCAGGAUUCUCCCUGUGGUAAUAAUGCUGAGGUGAAACCUCCGUCACAAGAAAUUUUCCGUCACUGUACCUCAGAAGCAGCCAAUCUUCCUGGUAAAAAAUUCCAACACAUUCUCUGUGAACUACCAGCACACCUUGAUUUGCUCGAGGGUACAGUUAAAUUUGAAGGCAACAUGACCUGUCCAUACCAAAAAGGUUUAUGUUAUAAUACAAAUCUUUCGAAAAACAUAUUUUGGAUGAAGAAAUACACAUGUGAAAAUUUAGUUAUAAUACACAGAAACUACUUUAACGUUUGGACUUUUGGACAGAACGAAACCAAGUUCAUUAAAAACGAACAUGUUAGUUUACUGUUAACAAAAAAAUUUAAAUUAUGCGGCGUCGAGAUGUGGAAAACCGAUUACGAAGGCAUUGUUGUCUCGGAAAAUAAUGCCACAAUGCUAGAAACACAGAACAAACAAAAGUUAAACAGUAUCCUUAUACCCAAAGAAUGCGAUAUUACAAUCCAAAAUAAGCAAAUUCCUACAAAACCACCAAAAGUGUGGUUCGUUUACAAAUACCCAACUAACGUUACAGUUUACUUUUGCGUUGCGACCCCUAAAAACUCUUGCGGGGGUGGGAAUUUUGACGAAAUUACACCCGAAAAUAACUCCCACCUGUUGAGCAGGUGCGGUUCCUCGUUUGGCAUGAGUCAGCAAUUAAAUGUAGUCUGCAAGAAAAACAUGAAGAUAGAUUUUGAGAAAGAUCAAGUGACGGGACUUUCUUUGAACUGUAAGUACAGCGAAGGUCUGUGCUUGUCCAACAAAACGUUUUGGUCGGCCAUUGAUAGUUGUGGUGCUUUCCACAGUACAUUCAAAGGUUACGAAGAGCUAUGUGAGGGCGCCAAGUGUUUGAUUCAAGAAGAUAGAUCCAGAACACUUAGUUUAAGGAGGCAAGGAUUUUUGUGUGACGCGAAAGUGUGGUAUGUUGACCAAAACCACUCUUUCGUCACUGAAAAGAAAAUUUCCAACCCGAAAACGGAAAUCAAAGGUGAUUCUCUCAGAAACGCGAUCUACGAACACAGAAAGGAAAUCGGUUUUCUGCAAAAAUUGCUGAAUUACAUGAUUUUGAUUCUUAUAAUCUGUGGUGGGUGGUAUCUGUUGAACGUGGUAAUCAACUUUACUUCUUUAGUGAAAUCAAGGAAAUCUCGAACCAGGGGAAAAGUAUGUUUUAUAAACUGUAUUUCUCAAAGUUUAACGAUGCGUUAUUUGCGAUUCCAUCAAGAAGAAAAUGCUUCGAGGCCUUUAGGUGCUCGAGAAUCUAGCACAUACGCGUCUGUUGAAAAUGAAUUGUAUUGUAAGCGUGACAAAUGAAUAAGUGGAUAACUGUGUCAAAUAUACAUAUACAGGGUGUUCUCUUUAAAACUCUAAGCCCGUUAUCUCGAACACAAAAUUGAUAGUGUUGGUCUACUGUGAGAAUACAAAAAAUUUAAAUCAAAUUUAGGGACACGUAGUGUUAAAUAGAGUGUUAAAACAACGAACAUUCAAUUAUUUUCGAAUGACUACUUGAUCCUUCCACCGUUAAUGUGAUUUUUAGGU